Phaeodactylum tricornutum CCAP 1055/1 is the source of this 916-nucleotide messenger RNA. RefSeq lists its product with no specific name. Bases 122 to 868 code for a protein of 248 amino acids. Lineage: Eukaryota; Bacillariophyta; Bacillariophyceae; Surirellales; Neidiaceae. The record is from RefSeq and is a predicted model, not a curated record. Gene Ontology annotation, cellular component: proteasome core complex. The transcript has a single exon.
CUCACCUAUACUUACCUCUCUACCUCCGCAACCAACAUCCAAUCAACCAACAACCACCAUUUCUUCUUUGGCGUCUCAUUGUGUUUCCGUGUUCUGGUUGCUCGUCCUCGUCGUCGUUGGAAUGCUUCCCACCGCCGCUCCCUCGCGUCAACACACCACGCGCCCCAUCGUGACGGGGACGUCCGUCCUCGGCAUUGUCUACGAUGGCGGCGUCCUCCUGGCAGCCGACACGCUCCUCAGUUACGGCAGUAUGGCCAAGGAUCAAAACGCGCGUCGCCUGCACGUCAUUCCCGGUACGUUUACAAUGAUUGGCGCGUCCGGCGAGUACUCGGACUUUCAGAAAGUCUGUCAGAUCCUCGAAGAAAAGGCGCUCGAAGAAACCCACACGUCCCUCAUGGACAGCCUCUACGCGGAUACCUCGCAGUCCAUCACCGCCGCAUCCACCUGGAACUAUCUGCGUAUGGUCAUGUACGCGCGACGCAACAAAAUGAACCCCUUCUGGAACGAUAUUCUCGUCGCCGGAACCGAUCGGCAAGGCAAACCCUUCUUGGGGAUGGUGGAUAAGAUCGGAACCACCGUACAGGACAACUUCCUCGCCACGGGAUUCGGAUCCUACCUGGCCUUGCCCAUUAUGCGGGAAAAAUGGCGCCCCGAUCUUUCCGAAGGAGAAGCACGAGCUCUGCUCGAAGACUGCAUGAAGGUACUCUUUUAUCGCGACUGUCGGGCAUCCUGCAAGAUACAACUCGCCAAGUAUGCCACCGAGUCUAAAGAGGCCAUUGUCAGUGAACCCUAUCAGUUGGAAACCUCCUGGGAUGCCCCGUCUUUUGUGCAGCCCGUCGCCGAUCUAGAAGGGGAUGGGGGUUGGUGAAAAUAAGGGUAACUGUAAACAAGUACCUAGGAAUACAACGACACCCUA